This is a messenger RNA of Pundamilia nyererei, 847 nucleotides long. Its product is annotated as C-type lectin domain family 4 member C-like. The coding region runs from base 1 to 804 and encodes 267 amino acids. The transcript is spliced from 8 exons. Lineage: Eukaryota; Metazoa; Chordata; Actinopteri; Cichliformes; Cichlidae. The record is from RefSeq and is a predicted model, not a curated record.
AUGGUAACAGAGGGGUACCAACAAGAUGUGUUGAGCAAAAGGUCAAAGGUCACCACAGAGAGAUUGGCCUUGCUGGUUGUCAGUGGUCUACUGGCUGCUGCAGUCAUUGGUCUUUGUGUUACUGUGUUUGACAACAUAAGAUUGAAGCAAAUGUUCAAAAAACAAGAUGAUCUCCAAAACAGAAAUGAAAGUGGAAACACAAAUGUCUCAGAAAGAGAACCAUGCAGCACAGUAAAGCCUACAUGUCCAGUAUGUCCAACAGUAGAAAAAAGAAAACCAUGCAGAACAGUACAGCCUACGUGUCCAAAAACUGACGUGAAAGAUCAAGCAUGUUAUAAAUGUGAAGAAGGCUGGGAGCAACAUGGAGGAAAGUGCUAUUACUUCUCCAUCAGUAAAUCAUCCUGGGAACAGAGCAGAGAUGAGUGUAGAGCUAAAGGAGGAGAGCUGGUUAAGAUAGACAGCAGGGAGGAGCAGACUUUCCUGGUCAGAAGACUGAGAGUUGUAAUGACUGAAGCUGAGGACAAGUUCUGGAUCGGACUGACAGACUCAGCAGUAGAGGGCAGAUGCUUGUGGGUGGAUGGAUCACAACUAAAUCAAAGUUUGACGUUUUGGAGGGUGAAGGAGCCAGACAAUUGGAACGGGACACAUGGAGAACAUCCUGAUGGAGAGGACUGUGUGAGGAUGGGAGAAAAAAGUGAAGGUGGUAGUCUGGAGUGGUGGUUUGAUGCAUUUUGCUCAAAGCCUCACAGAAGUAUUUGUAAGAAAGCAGGAGUAAGGGGAAAGUUUAAAAAGGUAUGUGACUGAAAUUCAGUUCAGUCUAUUAAACACCAGGUUGGAAUGAUGCGGU